Botrytis byssoidea is the source of this 909-nucleotide messenger RNA. RefSeq lists its product as uncharacterized. The record is from RefSeq and is a predicted model, not a curated record. The coding region runs from base 1 to 909 and encodes 302 amino acids. Lineage: Eukaryota; Fungi; Ascomycota; Leotiomycetes; Helotiales; Sclerotiniaceae. The transcript is spliced from 3 exons.
AUGAGUGAUACAGCAGAAAAGCAACCUUUGAAUGUUGCAGACAGCAACAUUAGAACGCCCCCCGCUCCAAUCCUUCCCCCCCCAAAGUCAAAGGCCAAGGUUCCAGUCAAAACCCCUGCAUCUAAACCAGCUGCGGAUAACAAACGCAAAGCUUCUGAAAUUGAAGAACCACAAGACCUACCAGAAAUCGAUAGUGAUGAUGAAAGACUUCACAUUGUUGAUCAAAAUUGCGAUCAAAUUCGUCGCAAAAUCCGCACUUUUCUCGAGAGCGGCGAGAUGAAAGUCACUGAAUUUCAGAAAAAGAUUGGCACCAAUAGCAGAAGUUAUGGUGCAUUCAUGGGCCAAAGUGGCAAAUUCAAGGGAGAUCAGAGCAACGUUUACUUGAACGCGUUUAUUUUCUUUAAAAAGCGGGAAUUACAAGGUGUCAAGCCUCCCAAAAAGCCAAAGGUCAGCAAAGCCGAAGAAGUGAAGAAGUUUGAUGUUUCCGCCGUUAAGCUCGAUGGAGAAUCCACGAUUUCCGUUCCUAUCUAUGAUAGCUGCGAUGAAAUUCGCAAGAAGAUACGUGCCUACCUUCGCGAACCCGGUGUGACACAAGCUGCUUUUCUCCGUGAAAUUGCAAAGACCUACCCCGAGGAGAAAAAAAUCCAAUCUAAAGUCUUGAAUGAUUUCUUGGGUAAGAAGGGACCAAGUGCUGGAAACACUAGUUCUACAUACUAUGCUGCUUAUGUAUUUUUCGAGAAGUUGCGCAUUAGGGAUGGGAAGCCAAAGAGUAAGCAUAGAGAAGAAAUGGAGAAGCAAUGGGCAAGCGAAGGAGGCGUAGAUACGAAGACCCCAAGUUCUCGAGGCUACUUCUGCUUUGGCGAUGAAAGACCUGUCGAGGAUAAAUACGGCAAGGUCUCAUUCCAAUGA